Molecule: messenger RNA, 1152 nt
Organism: Chelonoidis abingdonii (Abingdon island giant tortoise)
Lineage: Eukaryota; Metazoa; Chordata; Testudines; Testudinidae
Product: butyrophilin subfamily 3 member A3-like
Molecular function (GO): protein binding
Source: RefSeq, a predicted model, not a curated record
AUGGGUUUCUCAGUUCCCUGGACAGCAGCCAUUCAGAUGCUGGUGCUAGCGCUGGCCCUCCAUUUCACUGCAGGUAACAGCCAUGAACCAUUGAUUGUCCUGGACAACUAUGAGAACAAUGGGAUCAGAGUCACCUGUUUUUCUGAGAGGAGGUUUUCUGAUGUGCAAGUGUUGUGGACAGAUAGUAAAGGACACAAUCUCACUGGAAUCACCCCAACCUCCAACACAGAGGAGACUAGUGCCAAAAGUUCGAUCCUUCUGAAAUCAGGAUCUGACAAUGCCAUCUCCUGCAACAUAAUCGAUAACGUGCUAAAGACCUCAACCGAAUCUACAGUUGUAAUUGCAGAUGUUUUCUUCCCUUCCACCUCCCCAUGGAUGACUGCCUUCAUUGUGAUAUUGCUGAUUAGCAUAGCCCUGGUUAGCGCUGCGAUUUAUAAGCUGAAAAAAAACAAUGAAACAACUGCGCAGGCUGUAAAUGAUAAGAAAGCCAUCGAAGACGAAACUAAGCUUCUCAGAAAAGAACUGGAGACUGAACACGAAAAGUCUCAACAAGCAAUUCAGGAAAUACAGGAGAAAUUUGAAAAAGCCAUGGCUGAGCUGGACUUCAGGAGGGCUCGUAGCAAUGCAGUUAACAUCACUCUGGAUUCUGACUGUAAACAUCCCAAACUCUCACUCAAGGAUAAAAAUAGGGUCGUUUCCACAGCAGAGAAGAAAGCCGGCAGGGAUUUGAUAGUGGUGGCAAAUGAAGGAUUUUCAGAGAAGAAACAAUACUGGGAGGUGGAGGUGGGGGACAAGCCAGAGUGGGAGCUAGGGGUGCUGACUCAGAAUGAAAGGAGGAAACUGAAAAAUGAGAAGAUGGAGAAACCUCCUGAGAAGGAAUACUGGAGUUUGUGGCUGUCUGAGGGUCAGUAUCAUUGUAGUUGGAAAAGUGAUACAAUCACCUCUGAGGAUAAAAAAUGCCCAGUGAUUGGCAUUUUUCUCGACUGGGAAGAGGGAAUGAUCUCAUUCUACAAUGUAGAGCUAAUGUGCCCUGUUGUGUCCAUCACUCAAGAGUUUCAAGGAAAUCUGUACCCAUUCUUCAAUCCUGGCAGUGAUAAGCAAUACCUAGGAAUACGCCCUCUCAGUGUCCCCAGCCCCUUAACUUCUCUCUGA